UCUAGAAAUAGCGAAACACAUUGCAGAAGUUAUCUCGAGCAUCAACAAAAUAUUAUCUUAAUACAGUAGGAACACGAAUUCAGAGACUAAUAAGAUUGAAAUUUAAACCACCUGCUUAAAAUUAUUAAUGAGGUCUGCACCACAUCAAAGAUUAGUCAUGGUUGGCGAUCGUGAUGGGUUGAAAGAAUUACUGAGACGUAGAUUAGUGGAGUGUGGCUGGCGAGAUCAAGUAAAGCUGAUCUCAAAGGAACUGAUAAAGGAACAUGGUCACGAUAUCACUUAUGAUGCAUUGCUAUCCACAGUAACAACCAGAGCUCGUACACUUGUGCCGGAUUCAGUAAAGAAGGAACUGUUACAAAAAAUCAAGAAUCAGCUAAUGGCUCAAGAGGAAAAAUUGAAGAUUGUAACAGAUCGUUAAGAAAUUCACACAUAUUAUUGUUAAACUUUGACAAUUUUUUAUCAUUACAAUUCAUGACAUAAUUGUGAAAGUUAUGAUAAAACUUUUCAGAAAUAUUACAUAUUCCUUAAUGACUUAGUGUGACACUUGACGUAAUUGUUGCACUAAAGCACAUUUACAUAUAAAAAUAACUGUUUACAAAAGCAAAAUGUGAUAUGUAUUUAAUGACUAAUUGGGCUAUAUUUUUAAGAAAUAUAUAUAAUACGAAUGUAA
Messenger RNA from Linepithema humile (Argentine ant), 670 nucleotides. It is a transcript of the gene e(y)2, whose product is annotated as enhancer of yellow 2. Gene Ontology annotation, biological process: regulation of transcription by RNA polymerase II; positive regulation of DNA-templated transcription; poly(A)+ mRNA export from nucleus. Gene Ontology annotation, cellular component: SAGA complex; DUBm complex; nuclear pore. NCBI's taxonomy places the organism in Eukaryota, Metazoa, Arthropoda, Insecta, Hymenoptera, Formicidae. Gene Ontology annotation, molecular function: chromatin binding; transcription coactivator activity. The record is from RefSeq and is a predicted model, not a curated record.